AUGAGCAAAGCAGAGUACUCCCGGGUUCCGCUACAGAACCAGAAGUCAAGAAGUGACCCCGACGAUGCUUUGCCAGCGUACAGGCCUAAGAAGUCUAAGUCGCGACGCUCUCGGGAUAACUUGCCGUCUUAUGAAGAAGCUGCCGAACCCAGCUGGUCCCCCGUGGUUCACCCACCAUGCGCUCACUUAUCGGAGAGCGGCUGCGUGAUGAUCGCUAAAAGCAAUCUCUGUUGCUCUUGUAUGGAUGAGCGACCGGUACCGGAUUCUGGCUUAUAUCCGAUGUAUGUUGAUGGCGAAGGCUGGGUUGAGAGAGCUAAGAAGUGGCAGUUUUACUGUCCUAACUGCCAAGAAUAUUUUGACCCGGAUGCGAAGAGAAGAAUGAUGCGAGACCAGUGCAUGUGGGCGGAAGCGCGCGCCCAGUCUUUAGCUGAUGAGCGGGACAAAAAGUAUUUCGGCCUCGGGCGCUGGAUCCAUCAUUGCAGUGAAGCAGUGAAGAAGUGCUUUCCAGAAUGA
Molecule: messenger RNA, 513 nt
Organism: Annulohypoxylon maeteangense
Lineage: Eukaryota; Fungi; Ascomycota; Sordariomycetes; Xylariales; Hypoxylaceae
Exons: 2
Coding region: 1-513 (170 amino acids)
Source: RefSeq, a predicted model, not a curated record